Molecule: messenger RNA, 2680 nt
Organism: Hevea brasiliensis (rubber tree)
Lineage: Eukaryota; Viridiplantae; Streptophyta; Magnoliopsida; Malpighiales; Euphorbiaceae
Exons: 19
Coding region: 538-2442 (634 amino acids)
Source: RefSeq, a predicted model, not a curated record
UCAUGUUUACGCUUCCCUCGCUCCAUCCAAACAGACCGUUCCUCUCUGGCGCCGCUCCCUUCGUUAUCCGCCGCUCCCUUCAUUUCUAUAGUCUUUUAUAUGCGUUUAAGAAACUUGGUCCAGGUCGCCUCCCUUUCCCUUCCUCCGUCAAAGUGUUGGAUUCUGAAGAUAUAUUGGCCACAUUGAGCAAGGGAGAUGGUGGAAAUUGAGAAGGGUAAAGAACAUUGGAAAGCUUCAGCCUCUCGUGUUGUUGGUUAAUUGAUACCUCUUCCAUGAGCAGAUUGUCCUUGAUGUUCUAGAAUUCAGGAGGAGGGUGACCGUUGGGAGGUGGGCGGCGGCGGCGGCCUAAGGCCCAUUUGUUUGUUUUUCUUGCGAGAGUGACAGAGGAGGAGACGAGAGGGAGAGAGAAGGAUAUAAAUUUAAAUUGUUUAACAAUAAGCUUACGUGGGAAUUGGAAGGGAGUGUCUCUCUCUCUCUGGAAGCCUCUAAAACCAUCGUUUGAAAAUCUCAUCGGUGCACAAUCACACCUCAGCUUCCAUGGAUUCGCAACAGGAACAAGUGCAGUCUCCGUCACUCGACGACUGCUUGAAGCUAUUGAGAGGCGAGAGAGACGAGCAACGCCUUGCUGGCCUACUUCUCGUCACCAAAUUUUGCAAAGGAGACGAUGUUGCUUCUCUCCGUAAAGUUUAUGAUGCAGUCGGAAUUCAAUUUCUGGGUAGGCUUUUGAGGACUGGGAUGGGUAAAGGAACUGUAAGUGGCAAUGGAGCCGAUAACCGCGAUGCAUAUUUGCAGCUAUCCGUUACCGUUCUUGCAGCAUUUUGUCGAGUUCCCGAAAUUGCCUCAUCAGAAGAUAUGGUUUUGAAGAUUCCAGUCAUACUGGAAAUAAUGUCAAAAUCGAAUUCGCCUGUUCUGGAAGAAUGCUAUGAAUUCUUAUAUCUGGUAACGGUGUCUUGUGAGGAUGGAGCCAUGACAUUGUAUGAUUAUGGAGGCAUGAAAUUGUUAGCUUCUCAAAUGUGUACUCUGCCUGACGGUUCUCAUAUGAUGGAGCUUGCUAUGAAAAUGGUACAAUCUAUGCUAAGUAAGUUGUCUCAGGACUCCAUUACGAAUGACUGCCUUUCUGAGCUGCCAAUGGUGGUGGUGCCAAUAGCAAGGCAAUUUGCUGUGCUGCAUAAUGAAUUGAAAUUUGAAGCACUUCACUUGCUUUCAUAUAUCUUCUCAUCAAAGUACUCGCAACUGCUUCAUGAUGCACUGCGUGUGAUGGCAGGGAACAAUUGGCCAGAUUAUAUGCGUGUUGGCAUUGUUGCUAUUUUACAGAAUCGAGUGGCACCUUCUGAGAAGCUUCAUGCCCUUAUUUUGGCUGAAUCUAUAGUGUCCAUAUUGGGGGAAAGCUGGGUGAUUGGUCAGUCAAGCUUACCUGAUUUACAAGAUCCCGUGCCAGCUGACAGGUGUCUAUUGCUUGUCUUGGAGUCGUCAAGAGUUGAAGUUGAUGUUUUGCUCAAUGAGCUGGCCUAUUUGAAAUAUGAAGCUUCCAAGAAUACCUCAACAACUGCUGAAGCUAUUCUCUUAAAGCAACAAAAUGUGGCUGUCGCCUUUUCCUUGGUAGAGAGGAUAAUCAAACUAAUUUCAGCUAUGACUGGAAAUGAAGGGGAACUCAUUGGUGAAAACACUUUCAUAAAGGUGAUCAAUGGGCUUAAUGAGACAAUCAGUGUAGUGCUAGAGUACCUAAAGGAUGCAAAGGAACAUGGUCAAAAUAAAGGAAAUGACCUCCUUGCCUCUGUACGGGUUGUUGGGAGUUAUCUUGCAGAAACACCAGAUGCUUUCAAAGAUAAAGUCACAGAACUUUUGGGGUAUAUGUUAUCAAUUGAAGCAGAUGAUGAAUCAAGCCCUUUUUACUCUAUAUGCUUUCUACUUCCAAUGCUUUGUCAAAUUACAAUGAAGAUUGAAGGAUGUAAAGCUUUAAUUUCUUCUGGGUGUUAUAAAGCUGUUGUUGAAUGCCUUGUAAAAGUGAUUGGGCCUAGUUGCUAUACAGUUGAAGAUGAUAGUUGCAUCUUCUUGGCAUGUGAUACAAUGUUGAAUUUGCUUUUGAAGAAAGGGCAAGUGCAAUUUUCAAUGGAUGAAUCAACUGUUGUCGAUCUUCUGAUGGCCUUGGGAUAUUGGGCAGAGGAUGCUAACGACCCAUCUGUUCUUAUGAUGGCUUCAAGUAUUUGUGCACUGCUAUUUGAUUACACGUCAGAGGAGGCUCUUCUGAAUCAUCCUAAUUUCGAUAUAAGUUCACUCGGUCGUCUUUCUCAUCUCAUUGCAAGAAGUUUGGCUUUCUCUAAGCGGGGCGUGUCUGAUGCUGUCAGAGCAGAAAUGGAUCUUCUUGAGAUUGUGAUUUCAGGAUUUUCACGGUGGGCUCAUCGGUUUCCACGUAUAAGUGAGGCAGUUGAAAGAAUUUCGUAGCCGAUGUUGCCUAUAUUUUUUUAAACCCUUGUAACGGUAAGAAUGUAUUUUAGUUGGCAUAUUGUAUAUUAAAUUAUUUAUAAAUUUUAAAUAUAAAAUUGCCUUCACCAACUAAAAGCAAGGUGCAGGAAGGUGUCAAGUGUUAUUAGGUCCAGGGCCAACAGUUUUAUAUUGAGAGCCCUUCCGUUUGUUUUCCUUGAAUCUAUCAGUGGAAAAAUGACUCCCUCUAUUGCCAAUA